GAUGGAGAAGGAGGGGACGAUAUUGUUGCUCGAAGUGCACGCAGUGGCGGUUCUCCACGGCGGCCACUAAGCAGUCGCAGCAUACCCAAGCUCGGAGGCGCAGACCAAGACGAAAAACGAGGGCCGGGAGCUGACACCGAGGAAGCAGAGGGCGAAAUUAAGGCGCCUGCGCGUCCCUCGAAAGGGAAGACGCUCACGGCAAGGUUUUCUCACAAGCCUGAUGAAGAAGAGGAAGGCGCGCAGAGUCUAGGAAGCAAAACGGUCAUGCGUCAAGGCUCUGCGGUCCUGUUAAGGCUCACACAAAAAUGGAUAUGUGAGACUCAUACCCUGACACUUUACUGGAUGUGUUAGUCUUCUUGUGAAGAUGCUUCGGCUUUUGCUUUUCAUCUAUGUACUAUUACAGCUGAAGAUCAUCUUGAUAUUUUUAUAACUCGGGCUGCUGCUGUGUGUGCCCAUCACCAUCAGAUGAGUACUUAGUUUAGUUCAUAUUUCUGAGUUCUGACAGUCGUGUCUGUGUUCAUCAUCACCAGAGUAGAGUUCAUAUUUCUGACAGUCGUGCGUGUGUCCAUCUUCACCAUCCGAGAGUUUGUUAGCAUUCUACGACGCCCUUAAAUCAGUCUGUACUUCGUGCGAGAUUUAUUGCAUUGCGAUUGCGUUGUCUUGUCUUGUAUUGUUGAGUAGACGAGUGCUAAUCUUGCAUGACGGAGAGACUGAGGAGGAUGCCGAGGCGCGGAGGCAGAUGCUAUUAGAGCGCGCGGAACGGACCAGCAAUCUACUCGCCCUUGAGGAUGCCAAAGCCGUUGAAAAAGAAAGAUUAGGGCUAGUACCUCACAUUUACCAUAUAGAGGGGAUCAAGAACCCGAACAACAAGGGAACAAGACAGAGGACAACUCAACUCACUCAGCUAAAAAGAAGUUGUAAGCAUUGACAUAUGGAACUUGAAUGUUAUACGCACUAGAAGAAGUGAUAAAAAGAUGUAAGCAUUGUGAUCCAUAGUUCCAUUAGAAUGCUCAGUAGUAGUAGAAGUAAUAGUUGCCGAGCUUUAAAAAGAAAACGCCAAGCAAAAAAAGAAGCACGGGCUUCUGCGGAAGGUGGUGAAAAGGACAAGAAACGCAAGGAUAAGUCCUCAAAAGGCGAAGACGCAGGUAAAAAUUACGGCUACAUGUCGUGUGCAAUUCAAUACUAAAAAGAACAGCAACCACCUCUAGUAUAGGUACAACCAUCAUCAUCAUCAAUACUAACUUCUAUGCAAAAAUAUUGUCUCGUAGGUGAUCAUGUUGUCCUGCAACAGGUGCACACUGCAUGACAGCAUGAUACUCGAUUGUUGACUCUAUUCAUACUUAUCCAUGGCUGUGAGUGCCUGGUGUGGGGUACAAGACCUGGGAGGGGAUUUUCAUCUUUUUCCCUGUAGCUGUAUCUGCAAAAAUCUCAAGGGAGAACUCAAAAGACAUGAUACCUAUACCCAGUAAUCUUCAUAGUCGUGAAUGCUCACCUCUCCGCAGGCGAGCCCACUCCUAGCCCAUCCUCCUCUACAAUUCCAAUGGAACAGACAGCAUGGCUACAAUGCUCUCUCAAAAAGCUCUAAAUCUAUCCUAUCCUAUCCUAUCCUCACCUAGACGCCACUCCUAUCCUAUCCUCCUCUAAACAACCGGUGAUACCGAGAAGAAAGCCGAGCAAGGUCUUUCGUCGAUAUUGAAGGGGAAACAAGCGGCUCAGGCGAUCAAGAAGCAGGUUCGCGUCGAUGACCCCAUGGGCAUAGUCGAGAUGGUCAAAUUAAGGCAUGUGCAUGUCCUUAAAACUAUUGUAACACGCUUUUUUUUUCUUUCUCUUCCCUAGAUAGGUCGUCUGCUCCACCGUAAAGUAAAUUACUGAAAAUUAAGAACAUCAUGGUCCAAGAAUCAAAUUAUUAUUAAACGAAGCAUGUCGAUGUCCCUGUAGUCCAUGUGGUCCUUAACAACAUGCAUGAUUUGUGUAGAAGUUGAAAGUGGAGCCAAGGACGUUCUACUCAGGGAUGCUCUCGCUCUCGCGGUAGCUGCUCUAAUGAAGGAGGGAGAGCCAAUAGUAUCUGCUCGGAUUCCAGUGGGCGAACGCGUGAUGUCCGAGUCUGUGCUGAACGCAGGCCACGCUGUGCUAACCCGAGAAGAAGAGGAAAGGAUCCAAAAGCGAGAGGCGAGACGCAAACGAAGAAGCGACAAGAUCGGAAAAUACAGAAAUGACACGGAAAAAGGCUUCAUUGUUACGGUUUAGGUUACUGAUUCUUAUAAGUACAGAAAUAUUGACACGGAAAAGGUAAAGGGCCUCAUAGUUCACGACAGAGGGCGGUACUUAUUCUCAAGUACAGAAAUGACACGGAAAAUGGCUACUUCAUAGUUCAUCACGACAGAGGGCACUAUUCCUUGUGCCCUUGGUUUCAUCUUGCCAGUUGUAGUUUAGGGUGACUACUUGCGACGUGCUGAUGAUGAUGUGCUUGAUGUACAUAGGGCAACACAUUACUAGGGUCGUAAAAACAGCACUUAGGGCACUAUUUCCUGGAAAUUAAUAUUGCUGGAAAGAAAUAUUGAGUCGUAACGGCGACAGUAUUAAGGACGCAUACAUUUCCUCAUCUAAGCUAGGCCAAGUCGCGGAAAUUCUAGUGCCGCCAACGGCUGCUUCCACGUCGUUGGCGUUGUUGCCGAAGGACAAGAUCGAAGCGGAGCGAAAGCGAGCCCUUCCCGAAGAAGGCUCAGAGGAGUGGAAGAAAAUGCUAGAGUUAAGACUAAUACUACAACUGGAGAAGUAUGUAAGUAUUCUCGUUGUUCUCCUUAGUUCUUGUAUCAUGAUGAUGUCCUUAUAACCAUGACAGUCCUUAGUUCUUGUAUCAUGAUGAUAUCCUUGACGAUAACUACACCUCCAUGAUGGUCCUUAUUAACUGGAUCAGCCAAUCAACUGCAUCUGGGUUACAACCUUAUAAUAUAUAACAUAUCGCUCCUGAAGCAUUUUUUCCUAUUUAACACACCAUAACUCUUGGAAGCAUUCCCUAUAACAAGUAUAAUCAUGCUCAUGAUGAUUGAACCUGAAGCAUCCAUAUGAUUUUCCUAUAAACUCACACCGUAAUGCAUGUCUCUUCUCUAACAAAGGCAGAUCCAUGGGCUGUGCGGAGUGAACGCGCAAAACGCUUUGCCGAGAAGCGUUUGAUUAUGGCUAGUAUAUUCCUACUCAUGAUACCGUUUGUUCUGUCAUAUAUUUACAGGAAUGAUCAAAGUCAAUUACGGACGUCAAGAGGUGCUCUAACUUGAGGGAUCCUUUAGCGAGUUCUAUGGGCCCUGCGUUUCUGGAGGGCAUUGGAGGCAAAGGCACCGUUGCUGCGAUGCAAGUCGAUAGGCAGAUGCAGCGACUAUCAGUAAAAGGAGGCAAGGGCAGUCGCUCAUCGUCCAUGGGAAUGUUAAGGCUUGAAAAAAUCCACCUAUUUCUCUUCCUCCCCAAGCAUCUUACGAGGAAAAAAGAAGAUCACAAAGUAAAAAGAAACUUUUGUAAGGGACCAUUAUUUUGUAAGAUUGAGUCAAGGUAAGGAGCCAUUUUGUAAUGCACCACUUUGGAAAAAACUUUUGUAAGAUUGAUUGAGUCAAUUUCUAUGUCUAAGAACGGUAGGUAUGGGGGCGUUAUCUUCUAGCAGUUUCGGCAGUGGUUUCGGAAGCCAAGCGGACCUCAACCAGGCUGGCACGCCAGUAGGGGGUGGACGACCCAGCUUCGGCAAAGGUAGUGGCGGCAAGUCCGGGUUCAUUCGCAUUCCCGGCGAAAUGGGGUAUCGCCGUUUGAGCGCGCUGACACUGGAGGAAAUAGAAGAAGCGCGAGCCGGAAAGACGAUGCAGGAAAGCGAACAGCGACGAUCAAGCAGUGCAGGUCCGCGGGGCUCGCAGAGGAUUUCGACGGCGAGUACCGGGAGCGGGGGCAGCAAGGUACGAGGGAGUAAAACGAGCGGGAGCACAGACGACGAUGAGAAGAAGAGCGCUGACGCGCUUGCACUCGUGCCUCUGGCAACAGCAAAUGACCGUCGCGGCGCAGCAUCCCCUGAGGGCGAAGCGCAAAGCGAGCCGCGUCGCGAGACCAUUUUUCAUGGUGUUCGCGAGUCGACAGCAUCAGCUGACAUUAAGGCUAGAAGAACUGACUACCUAUUUCUACAACUGUUACAGUACAUCUUGGUCCCCCCGUUAUUUUUCCACAGGGACAACUAAACAGGAUCCAAGAUGACGACCCCGAAGAUGGAUUUCUCUUAGUGUUCUAAGGACAGUGCGAGGCAGGAGAGAGCGACUGCCGCACCGAGUGGCACCAAUGAGGCCUCGCACCUAGCAGCGGGGUUUCUAGAGCGCCAAAGGCUAGCCAUUGAAGAUGAAAAGGAUGAAGAGGGCACGACAAAAAAUGAUGAAACGAUCGGAAAGAAGGAAAAAACAAGGAAAAUUAAGGCUCGAUACAAUUCAUUUCCAGGGCUCACUUUCUUCGGUCUCCUUCAUAGGAUUCUGAAGAAAUAGUAGAGGUUUGAGCUCAAAGAAUCGGUUUGAGCUCUAAGAAAAGCAGAAAGAGCGUAAGACUGAAUACCUCAGUAGCUCGGGAAGUAGAUGCUGGAGGGUCCUCGUCCUCUUCCGGGAGCUCUUCGAGCUCUUCUGGGAGCUCAGAAGACGAAGCGACAGCAAAGGCAAAGGAAAUUGUGCAAGCCGACACGGAUACCUCCUCAGGCGUCACGUCUGAUGAUUAAGGCUGUAAUAAGAAGCCAAAGUGCAAAGUCGACAUGCAUCGAAAUGCAUGCUUUACUACUUACUGUUGUAGUUACUACGUACUUACUAGUGUUACUUAUAAUGAACAUAUUUGUAAGAGCUACUAGUAGUAGCGUUAAUAGAUAUAUAAGAGUACAACUAGCGUAGCUUUUUUUACAAUCGACAUCAGUGUAACGUACUCGGCUUACGUACUAGUGUAACUUAGAAAUAUAUAAGAAAUCUCCCACUUGCACUUCCUUAUCCUUAUAUCAACAUGGAAAUUCUAGUACGCGUACACGAACCUCCAACAUCAGCAUGCAUCGAAAGGGUUUACUACUACUAGUGUUACUUAAGGUUCAUCAUUGUAUGUACAUCAACUAGUAACUACAAAAUAGUCUUGCUUCUUGUCAGUCGACGUUUCUUAGUAAUUCAGGGCAUUAUUCUCGAUUCUUAUGUAUUUUUUUUUUGAAAAUAGUCAUCUGAUGAGAUCCGCUUCUUAGUUUACUACUAGUACUAGUACUACUACUAGUGAACAAUUCUUAAGAACGCAGCUUAUCGUUGGUCAACUUUUCAAAGAAUUACAACUUGCUUUCUAAUUAUAUGUCUCUCCUUAGCGCACCAGUCAAACAUAUUGCAAUGCCUCAAGUUAGGCCCAUUCGUUCAGUGAUUCAGGUUUGCUAGUUUUACCUUACGUUGUUCAGCACGCAUAGUUGUACAAGAAGUAUAUUUAGGUCCAUUUUUAGUUUACUAGUGUUACUCUUCUUCAUCUUCAGAAGGUCGUCGGAUCACUUCCUAUCCUACCACUUCUAAGAAGAGGAAGACAUGAAAAUGCGUGGGCUUCUAUACAGACUGAUUGGCAAGCGACUCGGUGCAAGAUCACAGCGGUUGUUCGGCAUCAAGCACAAACCAAAGAUAUGGCAGAGACAAAGAAACUUUUUUUUUAACAAUCAUUUUCAUAGUACUCAAAAAACUAUACUUAAAGUAGGAGGCAGGCAGGAGGAUCUAUUAUGCUUAAUCUGCGGAAGGUGAGUCAAGUCCUAUCAUAUCCUUGUUUUUGACGACACCCGCAUUUGUGUGUGAGUACACAACCUACACCUUUCUCAUUCUCACCUACUUACCCUCAUUCUCACCUUUCUCACCUAAGUAUCCUAAAACACCUUUCUCACCUAUCCUAGUGCACUUUUCUCACCUAUCCUCAACCUGAUUGUCCUCAACCUGAUUGUCCUCAACCUGAUUGUCCUCAACCUGAUUGUCCUCAACCUGAUUGUCCUCAACCUGAUUCGGACCUAUCCUCAACCUGAUUCUUCAUAGAAAAAGUGGAAAGACCUGACGAUUCGCGAUCUAGCCUUUUCGAAUUUGAGUCCGGUUUACUUUGUCGAACGCGCAAACUUGAUUCGAAAUUUGUGCUUGUUAUGGGCCUUUUGCCGCCUCUUCUAUUGGGGAACGUAUCCGGUAUUCAUUUUCAUUCAUGUUGUAUUCGAAAUCUUUUUAAAGUAACCGAGUUAGUGACUGAAAUAUAAGACUCACUACCUUGCUCUUCUUUCGGUAUCUCUUCUAUUAUUCUAAGUACAGUUGCUCGGAUAUUUCAGCUUUUCGAAUACUUUGUUUUCUUUGGAUGAGUUCUUCGACCUGCCUUGUUCUAGAGGUAGUAAGUAUCGCGUUUUUUUUGUCUGGGGGUAUAGAGCCGUCGCGACUUAUUUGGGGAUUGUGUGUGAUAUUAGUGCGUGUUUUGUUUCGCCUCUUGUAUCUAUCUGGUCUAAGGUUGUUUUUUUUUGUCUCACGACUGUCUAGACGCGGCUAGCCAACUUCUACGGUUGAAGGUGUGGUCUUGAUGUUUUGAAAGUGAGGUCCUGUUUAAGAUUCAUGUACCUGUUCUAGGUUACUGACCUAAUUCUGGCUACCCACUCUAAUGCGAGUCUGAGGCGUUGUUCUUGAUAAGGGUAGUACUUUUGACGAGGUUCAUGUGUUUUUUUUUGGGGUUCACAGUGGGAGGAUUUCCUCAGUCUGAUUUUAUCAUGAUAUUAACGCCUUGAUGCCCUUUUUGAUGGAUCGCUGCAAUAAAAGUCUAGUCCUUGCACACACUUUAUAACGACGAUUCUCGUCUUCCUUGCGAAUCAAGACAGGAUAAAGCAAUAGUAGAGAAAUCAGUAAUCUUCUUCUGUUUGAUCUGGAUCCUGUAUGAUCGAUAAAGCAGGCCUUCUGAUACUGAUCUGGAUCCUGUAGUAAUCUGUAUCAGUAUGAUCGAUAAAGGCCUUCUGGUACUGAUCUGGAUCCUGUAGUUCUCCUACACCAACCUCUUGUCAGGCAUAUCAAUCAAUCAAUUCUCCAUUUUGCAUUUUUUCAACACCAGGAUCCAGAGCAGUAUCAGAAGGCCUUUAUCGAGCCCGUGUAUGCUGCGAACUUUUGGCUCUUCGAAUGGGACGACAAGACCCCUCUGGAGCUCUUCGGGAGCCAGGUAGCCUUCUUCCUCGCUUUCUGGAUGCUCAACUUAGGAACAGGAAUGGGAAUAGAAGUUAAUGGGAACAGUAGAAGUAGAUGAAGUUUUAGAAGUAACAGUAGAAGUAGAUGAAGUUUUAGAAGUUCUUUUUUUUGAUAUGGGAACAGUAGAAGUAGAUGAAGUAGAAGUUCUUGUAGCAGAUCAAGUAGAUGAAGUUUUAGAAGUUCUUUUUUUUUGAUCGAGGGAGAAGUAGUGAACAGAAGAAAAGUCUGCUGGUUCAUCUACUGGACCCACACCUAACCUAACCUUUUCAUCGAGAAGUAGUGAACAGAAGAAAAGUGAACAUAGUCAUAGGUAUAAUGCUAAUGGAUCUAGAAGUAGUGAGUCAUGGUGAACUUAUGUGAAAAGAAGAAGCUAUUUAUCUACAAGUACAGUGAGGGUGAAGGACAGAGGAAGAUAUUUCUGUUGGGUAGUUGUAAUGCAUUAAUAAGUGCUGCAAGUUUAUUAAAGAGUCAGUACAUUCUCACUCUGCUGGGUAGAUAUGAAGCGAGAACUUGAACUUGUUUAUACACAGAGUUUCACAAUCAGUUGUAUCACAUAUUAUGAUCACAUCUUCAUGAUCUCGUUUAUUCCUCUUGACAACACGACGGGAGAAGUACUUCUUACUCUUGUUCUUCUACACUAGAACUCCAACUCUAAUGACAGUGUGCAACUUAGUCUUCCCACUGAUUACGGUGUACAUGCUCAUCUCCGACUUCUUGCUGAUUCUGUGCAUUGCCAAUGGUGCUGGAGAUAGCAAUUCCGUGUUGUCGGGGUACAAACGAAAGUACGCCUCCCAAGCAGAAGCCAAAGCUGAAGCCGCCGCAGCUGAAGAGCAGGAACAAGGUGCUGUUAUGUGAAGGAAAGUUGUUCCAGUACUACGUACUAGUUACUACAACUGAAGAGAGAACUAGGACUACUAGUUACUACUGAACAAGAGAGAACUAGUCCUACCACUAGUCAUAGAUAAGUAUAGACCCAGCAGGUAACAAAAAGACAAAUCUUGUAGGGAAAUCAGGACUCCUGAAUGAGUAAUGGCUCCGUUGCUCUCCUUUCAGUAUGAUUUCGUUUGUUUUAAGUAACUAUGAGUAUUACUUUCUUGCUUAUGAUUUCAGUUUAAAUUUAGAAUAGCUGAAUUAAUACUGGUGAGGGUGGUCCUUCAUCUUCUUCAUACUUCAUGUAGAGGAAUGUUGUAUUUAAUCCAUUCAACUUUGUAGUACAUCAAAAAAAAUAGAAGUAGAUACAAUCUCUUGUGCUAGACGAAGCAAUGUAGUUGAUUGACUUAUCUGAUAACUCAAUGAGGCAUGAUUGACCCAGAUCGAUCCCUUUCCUACAUUGUAAGUAGUGAUAGGGAUGUGUUGCCUCAUCUGUUUUAUUUAGAAGUCUUGGUGAUUCUAUUUGUGGAAAUAAUUUGAAUUUGAUGCUUUCAAAGAACAAAAGACUAGAUGACCGGCCUAAACCACUUUCUUCACCAGCGACUCUUCUGAAAGGAGAAGUUCCAAGUACAAUAUUUAUGAAUGUUUCUAAUAUCGGUGGCGUGAAAGGGAAAGUAGCGCAAUAUAUGUCGAUCAUCGAGAAAAAGGUGGCUUCCAUCGGAGGCAUCAUGGCCUCAGAGCCGCUCACAAUGAAACACGUGAUCGACCCAACGGACCACGCUGCACGCAUUACUCUAGACCUCUCCGACUAUAGAGUCUUUCGUUUCAGCAGGUACUUUCAGCAGGUCUAAUUUACUUCUUGUUUGCUCAUGCUUUUGAUUCUAAGAUUCUGGAUUUACCCUGCAACUACUUGUUGUUUCUGAGUUCUUCUACUAAGUAGAGGACCGCCUACUUCUCACCUCCACAUCAGUUACGUGUCUAAGUAGAGGACCUUCUCACCUUCGCCUCACCUAAGUAAGUGAAGCAACUUCCGCCUCCACAUCAGUUACGUGUCUGUGUGCCUGUCGAGCUUUUUCAUUUUUGGCGUGACGUGGUUUUUAUGGCUUGUUCUUCUAAUGAUCUAGAUACUAUAUAUAGUGCGUUCGUUUUCUCUAAGGAGAAACGAUGUCAAACAAGAUGAAGAGCCUAAAGAAGAGUACUCGACGAGGACUAGUAGAGAGCCUCACUUACAUAUUGAUGAAGAUGAACAAAAUACAACUAACAGGAAAACUGAAGAUGAUCGCUUCGCGAAUAGGUAACUUGAUCUAGACCUAGAUGGUACUAACCAAUGAUAGAAGAACUCUCUGAUAUAACUUCUACCUAACAAGGCAGGAUGAAAGCUCUCACUUCAGAUGCAAGCAAUUAGAUCUUCAACCUCUCGCGAGGCACUGGCACAUCAAUCAAAAUCAAUCAUAAUCAACCUCCUCUAAUGUUGACGACCGUGCCACUCUUGGGCCAGCCACCAGCUAUGGAACGCGCGAUGUUUUCCUUACACUGUGCCCUCAUCUUCGGCAAAUCCUUGCGAACAAGGUGGGGCUGGGCGUCCCAAUCAAGGGCAGCGUCGCUCAGAGAAUUACGGCUCGUAUAAUCCUGUUGGUCGCAAUGGAACACCCUCAACUCAUGUCUUCAGAGGAGCGAGCAGCCCAAACAAGUUACAUUAUAUUAGUAGGAGCCUAUGCCUACUUCUAUACUUCCGUUUCCACAGUAGUAUCUUCUAUGUACCUAGUGUUGAAUGGUUCCCGGAACCAUUACCAAAUACCGGAAUCCGGUAUUUGGUAACUUGAAUUUGAUCAUAAGGGAAAACAAGAAGAGAACCCUUAUGAUCAAACUCAGGCUACCAAAUACCAGAACCAUACAACUACAAGUGUAUGAUUGCAGCUCAACAGACUUAUGCGUAUCCCUAUGUCGAUGAUCCUUUGUUUUUCUUGACCAUCCAUUUUCUUGACCAUAUAAUCUUCAAUGAUCGUUAAUAUAUCCUAAUCUUCAGUGACCUUCCAAGUUUUAUGAUGAUCUUAGAAGAUAAAACCCCUAAUCUUCAGUGACCUUCCAAGUUUUAUGAUAGAAACCUAGAAAAGGCAUCUUCAAUGAUCUAAGGCCUAGUAUGUUGUUUCAUGAUGAUCUUAAUCUUAGAAGAUAGAAUUAGAACCCCUGUGCUAAUUCAAGCAAAAAUGCCUGGCGAGUUUGAUAUUCUUGCCGGCUUUUUCCGCGAAAGAGGAACUGCACUGUACCAGUUCGACCUUCGUGCGUUCUAUGGAGCUACCGGUAUCUUGGCAGCCAAGGCGUUCUUUUUAAGGAAAGAGAUGAAGUGCAUCUAGUAGUAGAAGGAAAGGUUGCUGCAUCUAGUAAUAGAAGGAAAGGGUUGUGCAUCUAGUAAUAGAAGGAAAGGGUUGUGCAUCUAGUAGAAGGAAAGGGUUGUGCAUCUAGUAGUAGGACGAAAGGGUGCAACUAGAUGUUCUAGUAGAUCUACUUUCCUGGAAUUACUACAUAAUAAGUAGGGUGCAUCUGUAGUAGAUCUACUUUUUGAGGAAAUUAUCUAGUAGGUCAAGAUCUAGAAAGAGUCGUGGAAAGCGCAUCUAGUUGAUCAAGAUCUACAUCUUGUAGUUGGUCUAGUGUAUUUUCUAGAAAAUAAAAAGAGAUAAAACUGUUGUCGAUUGUAGGAAAGCAACGCGAGUAGACGUUGCUUACAGUAGUAGACUACGCGACUACUUUGUCAGUUUAAUAUCUUCAGUAUAUCUGCAUCUAGUAAUUCUAAAUCACUGAUAGAAGUAGAUGAAUUUAAUAGUUAUAUGCACACGUUGAAAUUACUAACCGUCUGUGCUUUCACUAAACUACGAUCUUCAGACUGAUUUUGUUCGAAUGAAUUUUCAACAUGAUGCCUGAUCUGUCAGCGUCUUGGCUUCGGUCAUGAUCACUAUGAGAACUUAUCUCUUCUACGGGUACUUCUAGGAGCAGUACCUUCCUAUCAGGGGUACGCGCACAUCAAUCAGUCAGUCAAUCCAUCAAUGCAACUAAGCUACGAGAAAAUUCAACCAGCAAUGUAGCUUCACCUACCUGUUCUAAUCUUGGCGCUAUGGCGUCGACCUUUCCAGAUGAUGCCGUGGAAUCCGUAUUUGCUUUUUCUGCUGCUAGAACUCGCUUUGGAGAUUCCUUUGAUGAUCGCGGUUUGGCACCAGUAUACGGUUUUUGUUAUGGCAAGAACUAGUGCAAAAUGUUUGAAAAUCAAUUAAUACAGAUUUACUAGGUGGAUUUAGGAGUAGAUCUAUCGAAGAAGCGAACACAGAAGUAACUUCUAGAACACAGAAGUAACUUCUAGUACUCCAGACGUUAGAAGAAGCAAGUAAUUCAAGAAUAGCGCCAAAUUGAUUUAGAGUUUUAAUAGCCCACCUCUAGCUCUAAAGUAACUACUUUCGUAGCAUGUCAUUUAAGUUUUUCGACGCCUUUUUCUGUCUGAAGAAAAGCAAGCACUUAAAGGAUGAUGUCAAACUUUAUAGCUUAGUCCUAAUAGCUCUACUAUACGCUCUUCUACCUUUAUAGCUUAGUCGUAAAAAUAGCUCUACUAUACGCUCUUCUAUUAUAUAUGUUUCAGGGCGCGGGGCGACGCCCCCCCCCUAGCGGGGGGGGGCGGGCGCCCUGCCCCCCUUUUUAAGGCGUCUGCCGGGGGGGAAGGCCUCAAAAGGGGGCCCAGUGACCUCCCCCCUCCGCUCCCUUCCAGCUGCCUCACUGUUCCCUAGGGGCCUCGGAUGGUGGUGGGAGGCUUCAAAAGGGGCCCAAGGGACCGCCUGCGCCCCCGUCCAGGUGCCUGCUUGUGCCUAAUAGCUCUACUAUACGCUCUUCUACUAUUAUAGCUGUAUUACGCCAGGUCUUCUACAUAGCAGUAGUCCUAUGAGCUCUACUCAUGAUCCUAGGGUAUGAUUAUCAGUCCUGUGCUUCAUCUAGUAGUAUGGUUCUAGUCCUCCUCCUCCUCCUCCUCCUUUUCUAUGAGCUGCGGAUCUAUCUCGUAAUCCAGUUCCUCCUCUAUGAGCUGCGGAUCUCCUACCUCGUAGUGUACCUCUAACAUCGCUCGCUGCUGGUAUGCUGGGUCCCGGCGUCACGCCCGUUUAGUCGAACGAGAACGGCAGAAAUGCCGACGCGAGAAGCAAAGACAUGUUGAGCGUCUCCAGGGAAAGCGUUUGACAGUGCAUAGUGGCACCAACAUUUAAGGCUUACUUUUUUACUCGUAGAAGUAUUAUGUAGAUCAUUAGUCCUCUCUACUCUGGCUAGGUAGUUAUCUAGUAGUGAGGAUCUGUCUCCAUAGUUAUCUAGAAGUAAUGCCAUGACUUCUAUUUCAUUAUGAAAAAGAAGAGUAUCUUCUCUUCCCAGUAAAUGUUUCGUCUUGCCGGUGAUUAGAUAUGAUCACUUGAGACGCAAUGAAUGAAUAAAAUCCCAGUCCUUCUACCAAGUGCUGGCAAAACAUCGUGAACCGAGUGCAGCAUAGGUAAGAUCAUCGCUCAAGUAUCGUAAAAUAAUGUAAUGUUGAUCCAUCCACCCUAUACACAGAGAUAGAAGUCUAGGGAUCUUAUAGAAGUGCGUGCUGAGUGGAGCAUAAACUACAAUGCUGAAUACGGUGACCUAUGGUUGCGUAGGGAUUCCAGUCUAUGAGAUGAUUUCGUCCUCUUGUUGUAUAGGAAAUAUCGUUAUCCCUCAAGCUCUAAAACAUCUUUCGCGAGGGACACCGAUCCGGCUCAGUUCGAGCACAAUGCUACAAUCUUGCUGGUACAUUAUCUACUAGUGGAGGUGCUAGAGAACCUUUCCCUGUUGUAGUACGAGAGGACUACAAAUGUGCUCUUUUUGUUUUGAUAUAGUUAAAACUGUCCAGAGACCAGAGUACUUAAUACUUGAUGUUGCAUUUGUUGUUUAGAUACGUCUUAUCGCUAGUCCCUCACUUGUUUACUAACUAAGUUCUCGCUCACAUUCAGUAUCAGAUAUAUUUUGCGUGACUUGCUACAAUUGAUGAAGGCGAACAUGCUUUUUCUGUUCUUCUUACUUACUUUAACAACUUCAAAUUUGUUACGGUUUGUUGAGUCAUCUAGCUGCUCGUUCGUGGGCUGUAGCUCCUCUUUCUUGGUCAGCGCGGAUCAAAAUAUAAACAAGGGACGAUCAUCUCGGCCUGCGGGGUAUACCAUAGAAGAGAAGCAUCCUUUUCAAAUUCCAGUAUAUUAGUACCAUAGAAAAGAAGUAGCCCUCUUUUGUUUAUGUUCUGAGCAAGUUGAUCACAUCACCGUCUUCACCAGGUCUAGGACCGCGGUUCCAGCGCUCAUAUUUGAUUCCGGAACGUGAUCGGCUCUUUGCGCCUCUCCUCUUAGAUCGACGCAGGAACGAUACCACAGUGGUCGGCGGUCGUGUCUCAAGCAAGCUGGAUCAUGCCUUGAGGAAGGUGGAGGUGGUAGAUGCCAUGCAAGAUUUGCUUGCGUCCAAACUUCAAGCUAAGAUCGGCGCCCCUCCGCGUACACGCGCAUCGCCCGCAUCAAAUGUUACGAGUCAACAUUCAUAAUUUUAUUUUUAGGAGCAGCUGAGAGCUGAAAGCUUCUCAACCUCCUCACCAAGUUCGUCAAAUCUUUGGCUUUAAAGUUAUUUUUCUUGCUAAUUAAGAUACGACUAUUAUCAAUUUAUUAUACGGCUAGGAGAAUUCAUGAAGAUGUAUUUGAUACAAGCGCAAGCCGCUAAAAUGCUUCCCCCCUGUCUACUCCUACAAGAAGUGCUUCGCUCUGCCCACAUUACUGCUGCUACUAUGUCUAAUCCAGAGUACUGCUGCAACUGCUUGUUCUCUCUACCUACACUGCUUCUCUCUGCCUUGUCUACCUGUUUCGAAGUAGUACACUAUCUGUAGCUGCACUACUUCUCUUCAGUCUACUAUACUUCUUAGUCUUACUAGUUCCACCACAUGACUUUGCCCUGUCUACUUCUAGUACAAUGUCUACUUUUUACCUCUAGAUCUACACUAUCUGCUUCAGUUUUUCGAAAACUACUUUUACAACUAGUACACUUAGAGCUAUGAUCUCAAAAGAGAUUCAGCUAAGUCGUAGGUCCAAUCCGAACCGACUAACAUCAUGAUGAAGAACUACGAUCUACUUCCACUUCUACUUCUUCUAACAUGUUGGUUGGAGCGGCUACCAGUGUAGUAGUCAAAGGAAAAGGCGGGCCUGGCGUGCAAAAUUUAGUGGGUGGCGCUAAAGGCCAGAUUGCCAAGGACCAAGUGAUCUCCAAAGGAACCCCCGUUCCAGAGGCGUAGUUCCAGAGUAGAAGAGUAUUUAGAAAAGGGGACUUCGAGGUUUAUACUUUUAUGUUAUACGUCAACAUGGAUCAGAAGACAACAAGAAAGGUGAAAUAAAGUAGAAGCUGAAAGCGAGAUGAUCCACCUUGUGGCCAGCAAAAAAGGGAACAUACUAGAGUGAGUGAGGCGAACGAAAUUAUAGAGAGACGACUUUAGAGAAAUGAUACAAGAACAUUAUUGAAAAGCAGAAAUAAAGGGACAAGAUACUUUACUAUUUUUAUUAAGAAGGGAACAACAGCGAAGGGGAACACACCGACACAGAUGAAUUAUGAGUAGAACAAGAUCUUUGAAAAAUUUAUUGUUGAAAAGGGAACGCAGAAUGAAUACUAGGACUAGGAACAACAGAGUCCUCUAACUAUAUCAUGCUGAUGUAAAAACGUCGAUAUAUGGUGCAUCACUUCGAUCAUCAUGGUCCUCUGUUUUUUAACCGAGAGCGUGAAGAAUAUUACUUAGUUUUAGUACGUAGGUGAAGACCAAGACAUCAGUUGUACUACGCCUUCUAAGAAGGAGUCGUGCAACAUGAUGCUGAAAUUAAAUGACCACUUGUUGGAAUUUUUGGUCGUAAGCUGUUGAGGAAACAAGGUCGUUACUGAUGAGGAAACAAGGCCGUAGUAAGAUUCUGAUGAUCAAGAAUAGCAGUUCUCUUCGUAGGUCGUCGUACUAAAGGCAUGUCAGCCAUAGGAGCUUGUGCCUUAUGAUCGCUGUAGACGACUUAGCCUUGUCACAACGACAACUGUAGACUUUUUAAUAUGUACUUUUAUAGUAUACAUAUUACUUCUACUGCAUGAAGAUGGCUCCUCUUAAAACAUGAAUCGAAGGCGUUCAAUUGCGAGCUUCAUUCUAUGACCGUGAUCCAGGUCUUGUGCACAGACUACAGAGUACUAGGUAGUAAUUGAAUCUAUUCGGCAACAUGUCUAGCCUGUUUUUAGAAAUUAACUCCUCUACAACUUCAAUAAAUAUUUAUCCAAAAAAAUUGCCAAUUAAGUUGUUCUUUGAGCGGCAGACUAAAUAUCGAUUCACUUUCCUAGAAGGAAGCGUGCUGCAGUCUCUUGCUUGCUGCGAAACAGAAUUAUUCUGAGUACUUUCUUAAUUAUAUUUCCUAAAUAUGAUUCUGAGUACCUCGUCCUACUAGAACAAGGCAAACGUUCUUCCACCUCCAUUUCUAGUCUACUUCUACGAGUACAGACAAGUGACACACUACUACGAGUUGUACAGUAGACAAAACUUUUAAAGCGUGCAUCACGUCGAAAUUCAAUCUCCUUCCGAAAUUAACCUAGCAUGC
Messenger RNA from Amoebophrya sp. A25, 15709 nucleotides. NCBI's taxonomy places the organism in Eukaryota, Dinophyceae, Syndiniales, Amoebophryaceae. The record is from the annotation of a GenBank genome assembly.